This is a messenger RNA of Emericellopsis cladophorae, 912 nucleotides long. RefSeq lists its product as uncharacterized. The transcript is spliced from 2 exons. NCBI's taxonomy places the organism in Eukaryota, Fungi, Ascomycota, Sordariomycetes, Hypocreales, Bionectriaceae. The record is from RefSeq and is a predicted model, not a curated record. The coding region runs from base 1 to 912 and encodes 303 amino acids.
AUGCCGCAUAAACACAAGAGGAAGCGUGGAGAAGACCCAGACUUCGAUCUCCCACCUAGCCACCGUGCUCGUCCCCUCCCCGUCGGUGUCAAGGGCAAAGCGCCGCCACAGACCAAACCGAAAAAGCAAGCACGGUUCAAGGACAAUGACGCGCCCAGAGCUUUUCGACGAAUCAUGGCCGCAGCCCAAGGCAAGAAGUUUCCUGGUGGUCUUGACGACGGCCAGCCAAAGGGAAAGAAGGCACCGGUAGCGAAGUCCGAAACAGAAUCCGAGAAGCUGGCCAUUCGACCAGGCGAAGAUCUGCGGUCCUUUUCUGCUCGAGUAGACGCUGCGCUUCCGGUUUCUGGCCUGAAGACGAAGACCGUGGUCAAGGACGGCAAAGAUGAGCAGGGAAACAAGGUCUGGCGGACGAGGAAAGAGUUGAAGAUGCACAGGCUCUACGACCAAUGGCGCGUUGAAGAACGAAAGGCAAAGGAACGGCACGAGGAAGAACUAGAAUUGGAGGCAGAGAAGGAAUUGGAGAAUGACGGCGAGGGUAUCACUUCGUCAUCCUUCAUGAAAACCCUAGAUGAGGCAGAGGAUCACAAGGGCUCGAGAAGAAAGGGCAAGAAAGGUCGCGCGAAAGAGAAGGAGGAAGAUCCAUGGGCAGCACUGAAGAAAAAUCGAGCAGAAGCCAAGAUUGGGCUACACGAUGUGGCACUGGCGCCGCCCGAACUGAACAAGAAAAAGGAGCGGCAGUUGCAGGUCAAAGAAGGGGCAAUGGCUGAUGUUGAGGGCAUUCCAAAGGCUGCUGGCAGUCUGCGACGUCGCGAGGAGCUCCAAGCGGAGAGAGACGCGGUGCUCGAAGCGUACAGACAAAUGAGGGACACGAAACAGGCCGCGUCGAAGGGCAGCAGCAAGUCACUCCUAUAG